Messenger RNA from Abrus precatorius (Indian licorice), 1209 nucleotides. Its product is annotated as probable pectate lyase 5. The record is from RefSeq and is a predicted model, not a curated record. The coding region runs from base 1 to 1209 and encodes 402 amino acids. Lineage: Eukaryota; Viridiplantae; Streptophyta; Magnoliopsida; Fabales; Fabaceae. Gene Ontology annotation, molecular function: pectate lyase activity. The transcript is spliced from 4 exons.
AUGGCAUUUUCAUUCACAUUUAUGUUCCAGUUCUUGCUUCUUGUCCCAACUUUGAUCUAUGCUUCUUCAGUUCAAUAUCCUGAAUUAGUGGUCCAAGAAGUACAAAAGAGCAUUAAUGUGUCAAGGAGAAACUUGGGAUUUCUUUCUUGUGGAACGGGCAACCCCAUUGAUGAUUGUUGGAGGUGUGACCCCAACUGGGAAAAGAACCGCAAGCUUCUAGCCAAUUGUGCUAUUGGGUUUGGAAGACAUGCCAUUGGUGGGAGGGAUGGCAAAAUAUAUGUGGUCACUGACCCUAGUGAUAACCCUUUGAACCCAAUGCCAGGCACUUUAAGAUAUGCAGUUAUUCAACUAGUACCUUUGUGGAUCAUAUUCAAGCAUGACAUGGGGAUCAAACUAGAGAUGGAUCUCCUCGUGAAUUCUUACAAAACCAUUGAUGGAAGAGGAGCAAACGUGCACCUUGCUGGAGGGCCUUGCAUCAAAGUGCAGCACAAGUCCAACAUCAUAAUUCAUGGCAUACACAUCCAUGACUGCAAACGGGGUGGCAAUGGAUAUGUGAAGGACUCUCCUAACCAUCGUAGCUGGAGAAGAAGAUCAGAUGGUGAUGGGGUGACAAUCUUUGGCGGGAGCCAUGUUUGGGUGGACCAUUGCUCCUUGUCAAGUUGUUUUGAUGGCCUAAUUGAUGUUGUUCAUGGGUCAACGGCUAUCACCAUUUCUAACAAUUACAUGACGCACCAUAACAAAGUCAUGCUCUUGGGCCACAGUGAUUCCUACGAAGAGGACAAGCAUAUGCAAGUUACUGUAGCCUUCAACCAUUUUGGAGAAGGGCUUGGGGGAAGAAUGCCGAGAUGCAGGUUCGGAUUCUUCCAUGUGGUGAACAAUGAUUACACACAUUGGCAUAAUUACGCAAUAGGUGGGAGUUCAUCCCCAACUAUUUUCAGCCAAGGCAACAGAUUUCUUGCCCCGGAUGAUGAAGACCACAAAGAGGUCACCAAACACUUCACUUCAUCAGAGAGCGAGUGGAGGAAAUGGAAUUGGAGGUCUGAAGGAGAUCUAAUGUUGAAUGGAGCCUUCUUCACACCGUCUGGAGCUGGAGCAGCUGCUAGGUAUAAUAAAGCGUCAAGCAUGGCAGCACGACCACCUAUGCUUGUGCCUUCAAUGACAGCAGGGGCUGGAGCACUUAGAUGCAAAAGGGGCUACCCAUGCUACUAG